Molecule: messenger RNA, 1902 nt
Organism: Cadophora gregata
Lineage: Eukaryota; Fungi; Ascomycota; Leotiomycetes; Helotiales; Ploettnerulaceae
Gene: TFB1
Product: RNA polymerase II transcription factor B subunit 1
Exons: 2
Coding region: 1-1902 (633 amino acids)
Biological process (GO): nucleotide-excision repair; transcription by RNA polymerase I; transcription by RNA polymerase II
Cellular component (GO): transcription factor TFIIH holo complex; transcription factor TFIIH core complex
Source: RefSeq, a predicted model, not a curated record
AUGGCCCCCAUCACCGGAGCUGCGGCUUACAAAAAGAAGGACGGCACUCUUACCAUUUCAAAGGAUCAAAAGUCUAUUGUAUGGCUGCCUCACGGCUCAGACAAGGGACUGACCAUUCAGGUGGCAAAUAUCACAAAUCUUCAACAAACCCCCGAGACUGCAGCAAAGGUGAUGCUGAAGAUUUUCGACAAGUCACCUGAUGCCCCUGAAGCCGUAACCCAUACAUUUCUUUUCAACUCGCCCUCGAAUCCUCGUGCAGAGGCCAAUGCCAUCAAGGAAAUUCUCACUACCUUGAUUGCAGCUCUCAAAGCGGAAGAUGCGAGUAUCCCCAAACCAAAUGGAGGGUCGGCGUCUGGAUCUAUGACUAUGGCCCAUACAAUUGUUUCACAACCAGGCAGUGCAUCGUCUGCAUGGUACGAUGAUGCGCAAUUAAAGGUUGAUUACCAGCUGCAAGAAUCGUUGUUGAAAAAAGACCUGAGUCUUAACCGAACCUACAUGGAAUCAAGGCGGACGAAACCGGAAACGAUCACAGAUUCUCAGUUUAACAGACAGUUCUGGUCCACCCGAUUGAAUCUACUAAGAGCUUUUGCGGUGGAGUCCAACCAGAAAAAAGGGUCUUACAAUGUCUUGUCUGCUGUCAAACCGCGCCAGGUCGAUGGAGAGCUGAAGUUGAACAUCAGUGCUGAGCAAGUCCAGUUGAUCUUCAGUCAGCACCCAUUAGUCAGACGCGUUUACGAUGAGAAUGUACCGAAACUCAAGGAAGCGGAUUUUUGGUCAAGAUUCUUCGUCAGCCGACUGUUCAAGAAGCUCAAGGGGGAAAGGAUCACAGAAGCAGAUGCUACAGACCCGACAUUCGACAGAUACCUGGAUAUCUCUACUGAUGAUGGCUUGGAUAAGAGAUUGCUCUCAACUCAUAUCCCAAACAUCAUCGAUUUGGAGGGAAACGAGGAAAAUCAAGGUGGGAGCAGAAGCGGAAACCGGAAGGAUAUCACCAUGUGGCCUGACGCGAGAACGAAAGUACCAAUCAUCAGAACGCUGAAUAGUCUCAGUGAGAAGAUUAUGUCCCAAGUCGCACCUUCGGAUAUUGAUCCAGCAGCCCCUAUUGGUAUGGACGAGGCGACUUACAACCAAUUGGUACUGCGGGAUUUGCAGGGUGAUCCGGAGGAAAAUCGCAUCAUGCUUAACAUCAAAGAGCAGAGUCGAUUCUUUUCAAGUGAGAAAUCGGAACUUUCAGCUGAGGCUGCUAUGUAUGCCAAGCAGGUUCCUCCGGACAUAUUGUUUGACCUUCAGAUGGAUGUCGACCCUGAAAUGAUGGAUCACGACGCUGCCGGAGGGUUGGACUUGCGGGCUGCAAUAGGAGUGCAAGAAGACAGCGAUAGUGAGGACGAAGACAAGACGAAGGGUCAUGUCGGAAGCAAGGCCAGCAUUGCAGACGCUCAGAGACACAUACUGGAAGGUAUUGUCGCUCGGCGGGCUGCACUUGAAGGCUCAGCCGCACAAUCUCUGUCUGGAUUAUCGCAGCAUAUAUUUGAUAGAUUGGUCCUGACUCAUACAACGACCACCGAGUUUCUCCAUCACUUCUGGCUAGUCUUCUUGUCUGGCGAUGCCGAUAAGGCGAAUGAACUUGCGCAGCACGCCACCAGCUUGGAAAGAGCCAUGGAUCGGAUUAAUGCUGUGGCAGCUGAUGCCGAGAAGGAAAGAGAGGAUGUGAUCCGGAUCAAGAAGGAACAUAUCAAGACGGUGUACGAAAAGACGAAUAAAAGGAUUCAUUGGAAAGCUGAGUCUGUAGGAGGUGGUCAAAAGGUCGUGAUGGAGAUGAUGGACCCGACCAUCAGAACGCUGCAAAAAGCAACAAAAGAAUACAAAAGGGCUCUGGCAGCUGAGGGCAUGGAUAUCUCAUGA